Aegilops tauschii subsp. strangulata is the source of this 675-nucleotide messenger RNA. RefSeq names its product BTB/POZ and MATH domain-containing protein 3-like. Gene Ontology annotation, biological process: protein ubiquitination. Gene Ontology annotation, molecular function: protein binding. Lineage: Eukaryota; Viridiplantae; Streptophyta; Magnoliopsida; Poales; Poaceae. The record is from RefSeq and is a predicted model, not a curated record.
AUGCCGUCGUGUCUGCCCUACUACGCGCCCGUGUCCUCCGAUGAACCUGAGGAGUCCUCCGUGUCCACCGUCGUCGCCACGGCGGUCGGCACCGGGCACCACACGCUCAGGGUCCAGGGCUACUCGCGACUCAAGACCAUGCACGGCGGUAACGGCACCUACGUGGAGUCCAGCGCGUUCAAGGCAGCAGGCCACACCUGGAGGAUCUAUUGCUACCUCGACGGGAAGGGCCCGGAGGACGCCGGCUUCGUCUCGCUAUUCCUCAUGUGCGACCCCGCUGAUACCUCCACCGGCAACGCCCUCGCCACCGAUGCCACCACCGGCAACGCCCCCGCCCCCGAUGCCUACACCGACAACGCCCCCGCCGCCGCUGAGAGCGUCGUCCACGCCGAGUAUGAGUUCGCCCUGGUGCACCACCGAGGCACGCUGAUAAAGUGGCCGUCGCGCAGCGUGCGCGGGAGCGCCUCCGCCUUUUGCUCAAGCAAGAUGUGGGGCUUCCUGCGGUUCAUCAGCAAGGAGGACCUGGAGGGCUCCAGGUUCCUCAAGGACGACUGCUUUGCCGUCAGGUGCAAGGUCACCGUCCUCCAGGAGUUGGCCAUCAAGGAAGAGGACGCGAGGCCCCUUGGCCCUGGGAAGGCGUUUGCUAGGUUUCUAUGUAGUUCCAUCCGUGGAUAG